Molecule: messenger RNA, 1093 nt
Organism: Malurus melanocephalus (red-backed fairy wren)
Lineage: Eukaryota; Metazoa; Chordata; Aves; Passeriformes; Maluridae
Gene: CACNG5
Product: calcium voltage-gated channel auxiliary subunit gamma 5
Exons: 5
Coding region: 93-932 (279 amino acids)
Biological process (GO): neurotransmitter receptor internalization; neurotransmitter receptor transport, postsynaptic endosome to lysosome; calcium ion transport
Cellular component (GO): AMPA glutamate receptor complex; postsynaptic density membrane
Molecular function (GO): channel regulator activity; voltage-gated calcium channel activity
Source: RefSeq, a predicted model, not a curated record
AUCCUCCACCCUGCACCCCUGGCAGCGCGGUGGCCGCCCCUCCGCGCAGAGGAGCUGCCGGCUCUCGCCGCGCCCGCCGCCUGCAGCCCCCGAUGCUGUUGGCCAUGAGCGCCUGCAGCAGGAAAGCUCUGACCCUGCUCAGCAGCGUGUUCGCCGUCUGCGGCCUCGGCCUCCUGGGCAUCUCGGUCAGCACCGACUACUGGCUCUACCUGGAGGAGGGCAUCGUGCAGCCSCAGAACCAGACGGCCGAGAUCAAGCUGUCGCUGCACUCGGGGCUCUGGAGGGUUUGCUUCCUGGCAGGGGAGGAGCGCGGCCGCUGCUUCACCAUCGAGUACGUCAUGCCCAUGAACAUCCAGCUGACAUCUGAAUCCACAAUCAACGUCCUCAAGAUGAUCCGCUCUGCCACCCCCUUCCCCCUGGUCAGCCUUUUCUUCAUGUUCAUCGGCUUCAUCCUGAGCAACAUCGGCCACAUCCGGCCCCACAGGACCAUCCUGGCCUUCGUCUCGGGGAUAUUCUUUAUCCUGUCAGGUCUGUCCCUCGUGGUGGGGCUGGUCCUCUACAUAUCCAGCAUUAACGACGAGAUGCUCAACAGGACCAAGGACUCGGAAUCCUUCUUCAAUUACAAAUACGGCUGGUCCUUUGCCUUCUCUGCCAUCUCCUUCCUUCUCACAGAGAGCGCCGGGGUGAUGUCCGUGUACCUGUUCAUGAAGCGCUACACGGCCGAGGACCUGUACCGGCCCCAUCCCGGCUUCUACCGGCCCCGCCUGAGCAACUGCUCCGACUACUCGGGCCAGUUCCUGCACCCGGACGCCUGGGCACGGGGCCGCAGCCCCUCGGACAUCUCCAGCGAGGCGUCCCUGCAGAUGAACACCAGCUAUCCAGCCCUGCUCAAGUGUCCUGACUAUGACCAGAUGUCAUCGUCACCGUGCUGAGCCCGGCCGGCCCCGCGCCCGCUCCCGCGGCUCCAUUUGUCCUUUCGUUCAGGCCGCUCUUCCCGGGCCAAUUCUCUAUUUGUAGGAGCGUAAAAAUAUAAGCAGAGAGGUUGGUUGUAUGACUGGUAGUGUAAACUAGAGAACUGGGAUGUUAACAUUUC